Messenger RNA from Eleginops maclovinus (Patagonian blennie), 8714 nucleotides. RefSeq names its product neurotrophic tyrosine kinase, receptor, type 3a (gene ntrk3a). The record is from RefSeq and is a predicted model, not a curated record. Gene Ontology annotation, biological process: positive regulation of neuron projection development; cellular response to nerve growth factor stimulus; positive regulation of phosphatidylinositol 3-kinase/protein kinase B signal transduction. The transcript is spliced from 18 exons. Gene Ontology annotation, molecular function: neurotrophin receptor activity; ATP binding; transmembrane receptor protein tyrosine kinase activity. Gene Ontology annotation, cellular component: axon; signaling receptor complex; plasma membrane. Bases 418 to 2916 code for a protein of 832 amino acids. NCBI's taxonomy places the organism in Eukaryota, Metazoa, Chordata, Actinopteri, Perciformes, Eleginopidae.
GAGCUGGAGAUGGAGGGUUGACAUAAAGCGAUGCAGAGAGAAGAGGAGAAAAGAAAAAAGGGAAUGCGCUCAGAUCUCUUCAUGUCAUGGACCUGGAAUAUUUUCGGGAUAUCUCCGUGCUUGUUUUCCUACCCAGCGGUGAAUUUUCUUAACGCGCAGGAGAGCCGUGACUGGCAUCCUCAAAACCUCUGACAUACCCACACACACAUACACACACUCCCCCACACAUAUGGAUACGCACGGACUCAAAAGGAGAUAUGAUUUUUCAGUUAUUUAACAAUCCAUUGAGGGAAAUAGGACCAGAACACCGGUUACGCAUUCACACACCCACGUACUCGCAAUGAUCAGGAGGAUUUGAGGCAUUUUUUCCUUUGCUGCAAAGUUGAGAAGAAAUCUGGGUACUUGAAUCGUGACAGCAUGGAUGGAUUUGGCGCGUUAUUUGGCGCAUUCGGCGUCCGUCGCCCUCCCAGGAUAUUGUGCAGCUGGAAGGUGUUUUUCCUGCUGAGCGUCUUUUUUCGCGACUACAUGAGCUCCUUGCUGGACUGUCCGCCCACCUGCACCUGCUCGCCGACGGAGAUCUUCUGCAAUAAGUCUGACAACAGCAGAUUCUUCCCGCUGCUGUCCUUCCAGGGCACUGGCAGCGGGGGGAACAGCAACGGGAGCAUCGAGGACCUUUUCCAGAACAUCACCUCCAUACACAUUGAGAACUGGACUGGUCUGCAGACGUUGAGGGAUGUGGAUAUGGAGCUCUACACCGGCUUACAGAGGCUAACGAUUACAAGGAGCAAUCUGUAUUCGAUCCAGGCUCGUGUCUUCACCAAGAACCCCCACCUGCGCUACAUAAACCUGUCCAACAACCAAAUGCUGACCACCCUGUCCUGGCAGAUCUUUGAACACCUGCAGCUCUUCGAACUGCAUUUAGAGGAGGUGGUGUUUGCCUGUGGCUGUGAGAUUCGCUGGCUGCAGCUAUGGCAACAGAGAGGGGAGGCGGGGCUAAGCAGCCAACAAUUAAAAUGUCAUGACGGCGGCUUGAAGGAAAUAAUGCUGCAGGAAAUGACCAUUAGCAACUGUGACCUGCCAGAAAUCAGCGUCAGCCACAGCAACCUCACUGUUAAAGAGGGGGAUCGAGUAACGGCCAUCUGUAACGGCUCUGGAUCCCCGUUACCUGAGGUGGACUGGCCCGUCAACGGCCUGCAUUCCAUCAAUGCACAGGAGGCCAAAGUCUACGACAACAACACCAUUCACUCCAUCAACAUAACUUUGGUCAACGUGAGCAGAGACGACAACAACUUCCUGCUAACCUGCACAGCCACAAACAUAGUGGGCAUGACCAACGCUUCUGUCCAGUUCACUGUUCACUAUCCUCCAACCAUUUUGAAGCUUUUGGAGCCAGAACGGCGCCAUGACACGUGCAUCGAGUUCACGGUUCGAGGCUCGCCCCACCCCACCUUACAGUGGUUCUACAAAGAUAAGGAAAUAUCCCACUCUGAGUAUCUGCGUCCUGAUAUGGAUACGUAUCAAGACUACAUAGAAGGCUGCCUAACUUUUAAGAACCCAACGCACCACAACAAUGGCAACUACACACUGGUGGCCAGCAACGAGCUGGGUGAGGCUAUCAGCACCGUGUACGGACACUUCCUGGACGGGCCGAAAUUUGAUGGUUCAGAGACAGAUUAUUAUUAUGUUACCCCGACUGCAGAGACUCACAAACCUGAGGAAGAUACUUUUAGGGUGUCUGUAGCAGUAGGCCUGGCAGCGUUUGCCUGUGUGGUGCUGGUUCUCCUCUUUCUUUUCAUCAACCAAUAUGGACGACGCUCCAAGUUUGGCCUGAAAGGACCAGUAGCAGUGAUAAGUGGUGAGGAAGACUCAGCCAGCCCCCUUCAUCACGUGAACCAUGGGAUUAUCAGUCACUGUACGCUGGAUGGCGGGCCGGACGCCGUGGUGAUUGGAAUGACCAGGAUACCCGUGAUAGAGAACCCACAGUACUUCAGACAUGGACACAACUGCAACAAACCCACCACCUAUGUUCAGCAUAUCAAACAGAGGGACAUCAUUCUGAAGAGGGAGCUCGGAGAAGGAGCCUUUGGCAAGGUCUUCCUGGCUGAGUGUUACAACCUGAGCCCCACCAAGGACAAGAUGCUAGUAGCUGUAAAGACUCUGAAGGACCCGACUCUUGCAGCCAGGAAGGAUUUCCAGCGUGAGGCCGAGCUGCUGACCAACCUCCAGCACGACCACAUAGUGAAGUUCUACGGAGUGUGUGUGGAUGGAGACCCUCUCAUCAUGGUGUUCGAGUACAUGAAGCAUGGAGAUCUCAACAAGUUCCUCAGAGCCCACGGGCCAGAUGCCUUGAUCCUGGUGGAUGGACAGCCUCUGCAGACUAAUGGGGAACUGGGUCUGUCACAGAUGCUUCACAUAGCCAGUCAGAUUGCAGCUGGGAUGAUCUACUUGGCUUCUCAACACUUUGUGCACCGUGAUCUGGCAACCAGGAACUGCUUGGUGGGCAACGGCCUUUUGGUGAAAAUAGGAGACUUUGGCAUGUCCAGAGACAUCUACAGCACAGAUUAUUACAGGGUGGGAGGUCACACCAUGCUGCCUAUCCGCUGGAUGCCACCAGAGAGCAUCAUGUACAGGAAGUUCACCACGGAGAGCGACGUGUGGAGCUUUGGAGUGAUCCUGUGGGAGAUCUUCACGUACGGCAAACAGCCAUGGUUCCAGCUCGCCAAUAAUGAGGUGAUUGAGUGCAUAACUCAGGGGAGGGUACUGGAGCGCCCCAGGGUCUGUCCCAAGGAAAUCUAUGACAUGAUGUUGGGUUGCUGGCAGAGGGAGCCCCAACAGCGUCUCAAUAUUAAAGACAUUCAGAAAAUGCUGUUUACGAUGAUGAAAUCCACACCGGUCUAUCUGGACAUACUGGGAUAGGAAUCGUUUAUGAGGGGAAAGGAGCUGGAUGUAUUCCAUUUUGGACUAGACAUUUAAUGCAAUAGAAAUUAGUACUGACCAGAGAGAAAACUAAUGUCUUGGAGCGGAAGCCUGGACUGGACUCACAGCAGUUUGUGAUGGAAACAUGAUUUGGGAUUUAGGAAUGGACUGUUCCUUACAUCCAAUUGCCUGACAGAUGAAGAUUGGAAAGGACAAACUAAAGUGAAGUACUGUGCGUUGAACUAGAUUGGAAUGAACCGGAUUACAUUGCAUCAAAUUAUAAUCAAAGGAAAUGUCUUGGACCUUGCCUAAAUGCGUCGGGGUUUGUUUGGUCCAGUCUUGAUCCAUUUCAAAUAAACUCAUGUUCAAAGAAUGGACCAUGAAGAUUGGAUUGCCUCACACCCAACUGAACUGGAAUAACCUGAUUGUACUGGUCUGGUAGAGUUUGGUUAGGUACCAUCAUUUCCUACCCUUUACAUCUUCAUUUCAGCCCGUCUUAAUCAGAGCAGCUUUUGUUCCACCUUGAUGAAGCCUGAGAGAGUCUGGCUGAAACUUGGAAUAUAUCAAAAAACCAAGACCUAGAUUGUAUUGAUCUUUCCCCAAACAGUUUUUAUCUUUGUCCUAAAGUACAUCGGAUAAGGGUUGGUUUGGAUCAACUAGCUUGGUUUCAACCACCCUACAUUAGAGCAAUUGAUUGCUCUUUCUUAUUUGGCUUGUCCUUUUGCCUGGUCCUCAAACAGGAAAUCACCCUCAACUUCUACUGUGUAGUACAGAAGGAGUUCAGAAGGAGAACCUGUAUACAGUAACCUAAAGUAUUGUUUUAGCGCUUUUAAAAUAAGAUACUUGUGUGUUCCAGGACAACAUACCCAGGCGUGUCUAUUUGCCUUGAAAAUUGUACAUGCCUUGGUCUUGCCAUUGUUGCUGGGCCAGAUCGGACCUAAUGUCCUUCAUGUAGAACUUGAAAGUGUUUAUGGCAAACGUCGGGAAGAUCUUCAUGAUUCUCCAGUGAUGGAAGUACUAAACAUGCCUGCUAGUUAAAUCUGUUAGUACCUACUUUUGGGUGAGGUUCAACACUGUUCAUUAGAACAUUAAAGAAGUGGGUUAACAAGAACGGACAGAACUCAAGUCAAACAGCAGCUCCUGUGUUUUUAAGUGGCAGUCCAUUUCAGCUCGCUUCAAUGUUUCAUCUCCAAAGCCUCCGUAGAUACACCUUCUAGUACUGGACUCCUGUUACCCUACUGAGCGGUUCACUUGUGGACGAGCCUGACCGGACCUUCCAAUCCCGAGUGUGGCCUGAGUGAUCGUAUGUCGCCAUAGAGAUGGACCUAAGUGCCUCCUACUUCUUUCUAAACACUUGGAACUAAAAAAUAGUAGUCUUUAAAAAAAAAACAGAGCACUUUUACAUUUUGUUUACCUGCUUAAAAAUUGUUCACUAGCUGUAAACCUUCCUCGUUUUUCUUACAAACUUUCAGCAGUCUAUGUAUUACAAAACAAAACUCAAAAACAGAAUAAAAUUACGAAAAAAUGAAGAAAAAUGUUAACCCAUGGGGAAUAAGCAAACAUGAACAAAAGCAAGCUUUUUUGUACCAGCUUUACAAGAAUGUUGAAGGUGAAGUUACGUUUUCUGUUUUUAAAAUGAUUCAUAUUCUAUAUAUUUUUUAUUUAUUUUUAUCUCAAAUCAAAGAGUGGACCUCUGCCAUGCUCCAAAGCCAUUGGAAUAUCCUGCCACUGGGUAUGAAAGAACUGAUCACCACUAAAAGACAAACACUUGGCUGGGAAUAAGCUCUCCAGGAUUACUCAAAAGAAGCCUUUUUGUGUGGUGUUGCAUACCUGGAUCCACUCUGACGUCAGCGAGCUGUUUGGCAACAGGAAGCCAAAACUGAACGGUAACAACGGAGCUACCAGUCAAUGAACUAAACCUUUUUUAACAGAAUGUAUAUAUUGUAAAUCUCUGUCUUAAAAUAUGUUAACUUAUUUACUUUCUCCAGUUCCGAUAAUUUUAAGCUUCUCGAUGUGUUGUUAAACGGUUCAGUGAAAGCCAAUAGUUAUUUUGAUAAUCUUUCUUUCUAGUUGUAAUUACAGGUAUUAUUUACUGUCUGUAGUCAUGCAAUGUCUUUUCUUUUUUUUUAGCAUUUUAAGAUAAUCAACAUUUAAAUCAUCUCUGUUCUUUGUAUUUUUAGAUGCUUAUUUAAUUUGUUCAUGUAUUUAUCAGGGCAGUAGAAGAAAUAUGUGAAGUUAUGGGCCGUUGUUUUAUUAACCUGCUCAGAUUGCAAGUAGUGUUUUAGGUUAAUGAUUUUAAAGAAACAGUUCAGCCUUUUGGGAUUCACAAUUGUUUGCCAAUCACUAUUUGGAUUCAGAUAAAAUACACAUUAGCGUGUGUUUCAUCUCUCUUGUGUCCACUAUGGGUUUUGCCUAUUUAGGAUAUGGAACCAUGGAAAAAUACUACUAAUCAAGGUCCUACGAGAGAGAAACAAUUGAGAUCUGUCGGUCUUCUGUAUGCUAAGCUAAUAAUGGCUUAUAUAGAAAGCUAGUACAAUUUCCAACUAUUUUCAACCAUAAUAUGUCUUAUAUUUUGAUCUUUUACCAUUAUAUUACUGUCAAUUGGUUAUUAUAAACUAAACUUUCCAUCUAAUACAUUUUGGCUACAUAGUUUGCAAUUACUUCUGAUCAGAAAAGCACUCUGAGAGGCUUUAAUGAAAACGGUGGUGUUUGCAGUUUAGCCAGGUACUUCUAAUAUACUGUAUAUAUAGUUAGCCUCACUCACUCAACUGAACGUCCAGAUAUCUCUCUCUGUCCUAACAUAUUCAUGACAUUUUCCCCUGCAGCUUAUUGAAAAACAUUAUGAUUUAAAAUACACCCAUCUGCAACCAAUGCCAUUGGUCCGAUCUCUGCAGGAAUGACCAAUCAGGGCAGGAGGUCAAAGGGAAACCACAUUGGAUCAUAGCCCAUAACAAUUAGUGAAAAUUGUUUCUCACUAGACUCAAUUACACCUACCAGCAAUCAAAAGCCAAUGCUCUGUCUAUUAGCAUGACAGACAAAACCCACACUUAACUGUCGAUGAUUAGCAGCAAAUGACUGCUCGAUGUUUGUCCUACACUAAGCCAUACCUGUAUUAAUGUGUCAUCUGUGUAAAGGUAAAGAAUGGGUCCAAAGGCCACAGGGGAAAAUAAAUAAGGAAGAAUUUAUGGUCUGAUAGCUGUCGGAUAUCUAUAAGUAAGCCACUGUCAUACUAUUCUGUGAACUGUUGUUUGAUAGUUAUGUAACCAAUGUUGAUGUCUCAGAAAUAGUUUCUCAUAAGGUCCUCAAAUAAUUUAAUUCCAGAUACACUUAGCAUUAUCCUUGUAACUGAGAGUAUUCUGGAAGCUCGCCAGGAAGUGUGGAAAUCUUGAUAAAAAUGUAGUAAGAUUAAGCAUAUUUACACACCUGUGCUGUCUGGGAAGAUAUUUUGGGUAAAGUUGAUUCCAAUGCUUAUCUGUGCGGACUUGGGUUAUUAGUAUUAAAUUACAAAUGUAUGGACAAAAUUACAACCAUGAUGUCAGGAUGAAAUAGAGCAAAAGUUAUCUUAAAGCUUGUUUGAAACGUUGGUGGAAACUUUUGCGGCCUAUCUACCAUAUGAUGCAAUUUCUAGUGUUAUUUGAAGCGGUUCUUUUUGGGUUGAGCUGUAACCAUGUCUAAUUCUCACAAGCAUGAAUAUUAUCAAGAUGGAAUUCAAGCAGGGACAGGAAACUUGUGUAAGCUCGAGUAGCUCUUCCUCCUUUUCUUCAAACAACUGAAAAUGUCCGUAGGAAAAUAAGACAAUUUGAAAUUGGUUUUAGAUCAGCGGCUUUAAUGGUUCAUUGCAUUUAGUGCUCACUGCGAUAUUUCUUUCUCUAGAUGUCCUCCAGGAAGUAGGGCUUUACCAGGACUACUAGUUGCCUGGGGGGAGCACCUUUAUUAUAAAGUUGUUGGUGCAUAAGCUCGUGAACCACUUUCUAAAUAAGUGGCCUAGAAAAGGUGUUUGGACUGUGUGUGUCAUGGGGAGGUCUUUGCAUAAUGGUAGAUCAGUGUGUGCUCACAACCAUAGGGUCGCUUGUAUCCAAAUACGCCCACCGUCUGUUAUAUCGUCUUUGAAUUAGCUAUCAAAAAGCCUAAAAAUGUGCGAUACAUUAUCAGCAGAACUGAUUUUGCCACUUGUAUCGUAUUCAAAGAUACAUUUACAGGAACUAGAGUGUGAACCAUGUUAAUGCUCUCUUUAUUAACAGUUACAUGCAGAAAAUGAACCUUUUUCAUUGUCAAUGAAUUUGUUCUGUCAGUACUGCUGGGGAAAGAAUACUCCAAUUAGAAAUCAGGAAUAAUAUACUUUCUCCUUUGGCAUAGCAAAACCUGACAAACCCCUGAGUUUGGAAAACACAACUUGCUAGAUGCUAGAAUUAGGGUCAGGAUUAACUUUUGUACUAUGCUUAAAGACUGGUAAAAUAAAAAAAUGCCUGUUAGAUCACAAUCCCGUCAUAUUGUGCGUCAUUUUUGUAUUUUUAUAUCGAAGGCCAAUCAUCUUUUCUUUGUGUAAAACAAAAUGACAUUUGCUCACAUAGAUAGUACCAACCAACUUCACCAAUGAUAUUAUGGCAUCAAUCCAUUAAUUCAUCUGAUCAAUCAGGGGUGUGUGGACAGCCAGUGCUCUGUAGCUCUUAACCAUGCAACAUCCAAGGUCCACCGUCAUUUUAGCAGUCCCCAAUUUAGAUUUGACAUCCAAAGCCAAUGUAGGAAGUAGCCUGCCUCGCGUUGUAGUGAAUCGAAAAGUCAUGGUGUGGAGGGAGGGAUGUUCAGGGGUUAGGGUUUGUGGUUGUUUUAAAACCAGAAUUGUUUUGUAUGCUACAGGUGUGUAAAGGUUUAACUUUUACCACAUAAAAGUUGCAAUGAACAAACAAUCAAUUCAAAAACUGUGCUACUGAAAGUUACAAAACAUUGGUAUUGAAAAGAAUUCAGGUCCAAUCAAUAUCAACAUUCUGUCUGAUGGUAGGGAUCAUAAUCUGUGGUCAAACCCUUUGACAAAAAUAGUUUAUCCCGCAAUCUACGAAUUGCCUGUACGAUUUAGGGUGUAAUCUUUGUGAGACCCUGUGUUUUUGUUUGGGGAGGUUAAUCCUACUUAGCCUUCAGGACUCUUGAGGAAUUUAAAUGUGGUAGUCUGGCUAAAAGUGUCUAACACCUGAUUUAGUUUCUGAGUUCACCUGUUAACAUACACCGAGGCCCUUCUGGACACCUUUUUUAAUUCCCUAUAAGCAUGCUGCGCUAGUACCUGUGAGCUUCCUGGAGGACAAAACCAGUAUUUCAAACACCUCAAACUCUUCAAUAAACUGACUCAUCACGCUGCUAAAUGUGUCCUGUACGAUCACAGCUUUAAGCUUCCAUUGAGUCUCAGUUGUAUAAUUCAUUACAUCUAUUGGCACUGGCGUAGGAUAUAUUGUUCUUUUUCAUUUAUUUUUUAACAGAACAUUGUUCUUUUCCUCAGUUUGUUCAUGCUAUUGUUAAACUGACAUACUCAUGUAGUCUUCCCCUUUCCUAAAGCGUUUUCCUGCAUCAUGUUUCCAAUAUAAAGUAUUUAAGCCAUCAUUACUCAAUAAUAAUUCAGUGUCGUUCUCUUAUGCUCUCUCUCUGGGGAACGUAUUGUGUACGUGUAUCUGUCUCCAUGCUAUCAUUUAUAACUAUGUAUUAAUAAUUUGACAACCUGUAUGAUGUCUUUUUAAAAAGCUGAGAUGUGGUGAACUUCUAAGGUGGCUUCAUGUAUGAUUCUGACUCAUUAAAAGUUUCUUCAUCUUUGA